GCAACUCUCGUCUUCUUCAAACUUAAAUUUUUCCGAAACCCCAAACACCGUGAGGAUUGCAUGGCCUGAAGAAGCGCUUAAUCGAGAAUUGUGCUGGAAUUCUCAAUUUCCAGAUUUCCCCUCGCGUUUUUUCACACUCUCGGAAUCGGAAAUUGCCACCAAGCUCGUGAAGCGAUAGAUUCUGACCAUCAUACUUUCGCGCAGAGAAUAUGAAGAAAGAUGAAAAGAAUAGUUCGGCGGGGCGAACCAUUUGCACCAGAUCCCUAGCAGCUUCAAUUCCUGCCUCAGCUGAACAAGAAACCCCUGGUUUGAGGAGGUCAAGCCGGGGAGCACCAUCUACGAAUCUAAUAACUCCAGCUUCUGCUACUAGAAAGUCAGAGAGACUGGCUCCCUCACCUGCUUCUGUUGCGAUCAAGUCCGGUGGAAUGGACAAGAAUUACACACCAAGUCCUCUGCGAAGGUCCAAUAGGGGAAAGAAUGUAGUAUCCUUGCAGAAUUCCAAAGGAUCAGAUAAUUCUGGCAGGAACGCAGACACUUCAUCGGAUAUUGAGCAGAGGAAGGAUAAAAGGAAAAACAGUGUUGAGGAGUCGACAAAUAAGAUCAACAAACAGGGGCCUAUAAUGUCAGCCCGAAGUUUCAGGGCGUUGUUUAGAGGGAAGCUCAAGGAAUCCAAGGCAUUAGUUGACGUUUCUCCAAAUGAAGAGGAACUAGUAGUUGUUGGUUGUUCUCGCCGCAUACCUGCAGGCAAUGAUGAUGCUCAAGGUAAAACAGAUUGUCCACCAAAUGCAGGAUCAAAAAGGCUGCCUGUUGGCGAAAGUAGUUUGGAUAAGGGCACUGACUUUCCUUUGAAAUCGAUUACGGACACCGAAAAUAUGGUGCUUGAUGCAUCCCCCAUAGUUGAAACUGGGGAUGACAGUGUUAUAGGUUCUCCAUCGGAGAAUUUACAGACGCAAAAGCUUCAAGAUGGUAACACAGAUUGUCCACCACCUGCAAAUACAGAAUCAAAAAGGCUGUCAGUUGGCGAAACUGGUAUUCCUUUGAAAUCAGUUACGGAGACCGAGAAGAUGGUGCUUGAUGCAUCCCCCAUAGUUGAAAUUGGGGAUGACAGCGUUAUAGAAUCAAAAAAGCUGCCAGUUGGCGAAACUAGUUUAGAGAAGGACACUGAUUUUCCUUUGAAAUCAAUAACGGAGACCGAAAAGAUGGUUCUUUAUGCAUCCCCCAUAGUCGAAACUAGGGAUGACAGCGUUAUAGCUUCACCAUCUGAAAAUUUAGAAACCCAAAAGCCUUUUGUCAGUAAUACUGGUUUAGAAACCGACAUAGGUUUGCCUUUGAAAAGAAAAAGAGACACUGCAGGAAUUGAGCUGGAUGCAUGUGCCACAGUUGCAAAUGGAGAUGACCACGUUAUGAGUUCUGAUGGGGUCAUUCCAUCUCCAUUUGGGUGCAAAAAAGAUAAUCAACCUGAAAUGUGCAACACAUGUAAAAAACGGCAAAAGGUCAAUGGUGAUUUUCAAAAUCUGAGUGUUUGCUCCUGCAUUGCCCAGCCAGUUGAAGAAUCUGAUCACUUGACGCAGGAUAUGAAGGAAACUGGACCAGCUACGAGCAGGGAAUAUGAGGAGAACGGGCAAAUGCAACACGGUAAAUCAAGUGAACCCAAAUUGUAUUCUUCGAUGUAUCCAGAGUAUUGGGUUCCUGUGCAGCUAUCAGACGUACAGCUGGAGCAAUACUGUCGGACUCUCUUCUCCAAAUCCUUAUCUCUUUCUUCACUAUCAAAGAUUGAUCUUGGAGCUCUCGAAGAAACUCUCAAUUCUGUAAGGAAAACCUGUGACCAUCCAUACGUUAUGGAUGCAUCUUUGAAACAACUGCUCACCAAGAAUCUGGAGUUGCAUAAAAUCCUGGAUGUAGAAAUUAAAGCUAGUGGGAAACUUCAGCUCCUUGAUGAAAUGCUUACUCAUAUAAAAAAGAAUGGAUUAAAAGCAGUUGUCUUCUACCAGGCAGCACAAACUCCUGAAGGGCUUCUGCUUGGUAAUAUUCUCGAAGAUUUUGUGGGUCAAAGAUUUGGUCCAAAAUCUUAUGAGCAUGGGAUCUAUUCCUCAAAGAAGAACGCUAUAAACAAUUUCAACAAGGAGAGUCAAUGCUGUGUUCUGCUGUUGGAAACACGUGCUUGCAGUCAAACCAUUAAACUCUUGCGGGCUGAAGUGUUUAUUCUUUUUGGAAGCAGCUUGAAUCCAUCGCAUGAUGUUAAGCACUUAGAGAAGAUAAAAAUCGAGUCAUGUUCUGAAAGAACUAAGAUAUUCCGGUUGUACUCAGUAUGUACAGUUGAAGAAAAAGCCCUGAUUCUGGCUAGGCAAAAUAAGCGGCACCAUAAGGCUGUAGAGAACCUAAGCCGUUCUCUCACGCAUGCACUGCUCAUGUGGGGGGCGUCAUACUUAUUUGAUAGGCUGGAUCAUUUUCACGGCAGUGAAACCACCCAUUCAGGAGUUUCAUUUGAACAAUCUAUUAUGGACGGCGUGAUUCAUGAAUUCUCGUCCAUACUUUCUUCCAAAGGUGGAGAAGAAAAUGAAGUCAAGCUGUGUCUACUUUUGGAAGCCAAGCAUGCUCAGGGAACUUACAGCAGUGAUUCUACUCUAUUUGGUGAAGACCAUAUUAAGUUGUCAGAUGAAGAUAGUCAUAGUCCAAAUAUAUUUUGGACAAAGCUGUUGGGGGGAAAGAAUCCUUUGUGGAAAUACCCUUCGGAUACUCCCCAAAGGAAUCGAAAAAGAGUUCAGUAUUUUGAGGGCUCUGAAGAGAGUCCCAAAAUUGGCGAUGGCGGAAAUGCAAAGAAGCAAAAGAAGGCUUCUGAUGAUGUCACUGAUCCCCCUGUAGAUGAUGAUGAAAGAAAGGCCUCUGGGAAGGAUCACAUAGGGGCUUUGGAGUCACCAAAAGUCAUAGCACUCCAGUCAUCAUGUAAAUCUACUUCUGGUGCAGAUGGUACUCUGGAUGGAAAUGAUGCUUAUGGCUUGUAUUCUAUGGGCGGUCAUAUCUCUGGAAUUCCAGAGGAUAUGUUAGCUGGUCGUGAUUGGAGAAAAAUACCGGGUGAAUCACAGAGGAGGCUCCACGCUGUUUUAAAGCUGAAGAUGGCAAAACUUUGCCAAGUUUUGCAUCUUUCAGAUGCUUGCACAAGCAUGGUCGAAAAUUUUCUUGAAUAUGUUAUUGAAAAUCACCGAAUCUACGAAGAGCCAGCCAGCACAUUGCAGGCAUUCCAGUUAGCCCUGAGUUGGAUUGCAGCCUUGUUGGUAAAGCAAAAUCUUAGCCACAAAGAAUCUCUGGUCCGUGCAAAAUCUGAAUUAGCCUUCGAUUGCUCUAGAGUAGAGGUGGAUUAUAUAUAUUCGAUAUUGUCCUGCAUGAAGAGUCUGUUCCUGGAGCGCACACAAGGGGCUACAGUGCGUGAGGAAAAGAACAAUACGAAGUCGAUGCGUAAUAGUUCAGAGGAUGAAGAAUGCAUUACUGAGAAGAGAUGUAGCCAUUAUAGCACAGCAACAAAAGAUGUCGAAAAGACUAUUAGCGACAUAGAAAAGAAAUGGAAGAAGCAAGUGCAAAAGCUUGUACAAGAGCACGAGGAGAAGAAACUGGAGCUGUUAAAUAUGUAUGCAGACAAGAAGCAGAAACUUGAAACUAGGAAAAAUGUGGAAGCAGCAGUAAUUCGUAUUACCUGUUCACGGACCAGUACUCAAGUGGAUGAUCUCAAACAGCUGGAUCAUAAGUUUGAAAGAAUGUUGGAUGAAAUCAAAAGUGAGAAAAAUGAAUGCCUCAAAAGUCUGGAGCAAAUGCACGAGGCUGCAAAGAAGAAGUUGGCUGAGGAUGAAGCUUGUUGGAUUAAUCGGUUAAAGAGCUGGGCACAAGCUAAUUUAAAAGUUUGUGUUCCCAUUCAAAGUCGCAACAACAUGCAUCUUAGUGGUCUAUGCUCAUCAAACAUUUCCCAAAAUGCUCCUGAUGUACCAAUUUGCAAUGAUAUGAACGUUGAAGGUACUUAUGCUGAUACGAAUUUGCCAGAAGCAGAAAACACAUUAGCAACCAUGUCGGGUGGCAGCACUCAACAAGUUCAUGAAAUGGUGGCUGUAAGAAAUGACAAGACGAUGGAUGUCUCAGAUUUGUCUCAUGGACAGCCUACAAAGAUUAUGGUUACAAAGAGCCAAUCCAAUGAGCACGCUUCUAUCACUGUGCCUGAGAUUUUGGUUCCUGCUGGCUGUCAAGAGGAAUUUGCGGCCUUGAGCGUACAUUUGUCGGAAAACCAGAAUUGUGACAGAAUAACGUCUGCGGGACCAGAUGAAGAUGUUUCGUCAAGGGUGCCAGAGAAUAGGGAAGCUUGUUCUCUUGACCAAGAUAUUCAUGACGAGUUAGUGUUGCCUAUGCCACAUCCUGCGUCUGUGUUAGAGACUAGGAGUGCUGCUGAAUCUGAUCAGGAUGGUCAAGAUAUAUCUCCUAUGCCUUCUUCUCUGGCUGGAAAGCAACCUGACCCAGCAGCAAACACCCAGGGCCAAAAUCUUGAAGCAGCAAUUGAGCUUCAGUCUGCUGGAUCAGAAACAGUAGAGACCACUGAUUUUGCUGCAUCACAUCAGGGUGAUCAAGUUACAUGUCCUUUGCCAUCUUCACCGGCUGGAAAUCAGCCUGCGUCAGAAGCAAACAUUGAAAGCCAAAAUAUCAACACAUCAGCUGAGCCCCAUGUAGCUGGUUCAGAGGCAGUAGAGAGUGGUGAUUAUGCAGUAUCAGAUCAGGAAACAAUGGGUGCUCAGGAUGCAUGCUCUCUGCCAUCUGCAUCGGUUGUAACUCAGUCUGACCUAGGAGCAAACAUUGAGGGCCAAAAUAUCACAACAGUGGCUCAGCUUCCCACAAAUGGAUCAGAUGCGGUAGAAACCGGUGGAUCUCCUGUAUCAGAUCAGUGUGCUCAGGAUGCUUCUCCUAUGGCAUUAUCUUCGCCUGGAAAUCACCCUGAUACAGCAGUUAACAUUGAGGGUUUAAAUAACACAACAAUAGCUGAGCCUCAUAUAAGUGGAUCAGAUGCAUGUGAAAUGGAAAUUGCAGAACCUGGUCCCCGAGUAGAGCGGUCAACCUUUGCAAAUCUUGUCCAUGAAGGUGGCGUGGAGCAUUCAGCUGGUGUAACAGCUCUUGUUCCAUCACAUCUCAACAAUGGUACGGAACAGAGUGCCGUUCUACCUGUUCCUCAAAUACCUUUCCCUGUGUUCAACGACCCGUUUCUGCAUGAACUGGAGAAGUUGCGGAGAGAAUCAGAGAACUCAAAGAAGACUUUUGAAGAAAAAAAAUCAAUCUUGAAGGCUGAACUCGAGAGGAAGAUGGCUGAAGUACAAGCAGAGUUUCAAAGAAAAUUUCAUGAGGUAGAAGCCGAGCAUAACACAAGAACGACAAAGAUAGAGACGGAUAAGAAUCUUGUUAUAAUGAACAAACUGUUGGCGAAUGCGUUCUUGUCCAAAUGUACUGACAAGAAGGUAUCUCCCUCAGCAGCUCCAAGGGGUAGAAUUCAGCAGCUAGCACAGAGAGCAACACAAGUGAGCGCACUGAGAAAUUACAGUGCUUCCGCUCCUCAGCAGCUUCAGGCAUCUUCUUUUCCUGCUCCUGCUCUGGUUCCGGCUCCUCUGCAACUUCAGCAAUCAUCAUUUCCUGCUCCUGGUCCGGCUCCUCUGCAUCCUCAGGCAUCUUCGUUUGCUUCUUCAGUCUCUCGUCCGUCAGCCCUUCCUCUGAAUUCCGCAGUCUGUCCAAUGCCUCAGCCCAGACAGCCUCUCAUAUCCAACAUAGCUCCAACUCCAUCAGUUUCCCCUGCAGCAAAUCCAGUUGCCAGUGCAAGUCUGCGAUCUCCUGCGCCACACCUAAACUCAUAUAGACAAUCCUCUUCAACUCCCGUCGCCACAGCUACUCCAACCUCGUCAGCGCCUCCUCAAGCUUUGACAUAUUCAGCUGUGUCAAUUCAGCAGCAGCAGCAAGAACAACAGCCGCAACAGAGCUUGAGCAGUGGAGGAUUGCGGAGUAACAAUGAUGUGAACUCGGAAAGCAUAGCAAUGGCGAGCCCCAACAACUUGCGAGAAUCGAAAUCGCAUCUGGACUUGAACGAGUGUCUCACUCUUCCCAAAACCCUCGAUCCUUCAUCUCCUUCUCCCAGCGAUGCCUCAAGAUCAUCCGUUGACCCGACCCGACCCGAUUCUUCCUCUUCUCGCCCUGGCUCUACUCCUACCUCUUCUGGCUCCCGUUUCUCUAAGAGCAGGUGCGCGAUUUGCUUGUAUGAGAUUAGAAAGGAAGACGGGAAGGCUAUUUUUACUGCAGAGUGCUCUCAUUCCUUCCAUUUCGAUUGUAUUACCUCCAACGUCAAACAUGGAAACAGGAUUUGCCCUUUAUGCAGAACUCAGUGGAAACAAGUCCCUUUGUGUGAUAUUGACUCUGUCCCUACCUUGCUUGCUCAAAUGGGUUUUGAAGAUGACGAGCCUUUACCUCAAGGUGAGACCCAAACCCAGAGUGGUGGUCAUCGUUCGGAUCAUCAAGCCCUCGAGAUUCAACUGUUCCCUGAAGUCUCUGCACUGGCCAAACCGGUCUCUCGUGGUGAUUUUGCUGUUCUGGUUCAUCUUAAGGCUGAGGGUGUGAGUGACGAUGCUAGGCGAGCUCGAGCUCCUUUGGAUCUUAUUACCGUGCUUGAUGUGAGUGGUAGCAUGGAAGGAAUCAAAAUGGAGCUUAUGAAAAAUGCAAUGGGUUUUGUGAUUCAGAAUCUUGGUGAGACCGAUAGGCUCUCUGUAAUCUCCUUCUCCUCCACGGCUCGCCGACUAUUCCCUCUUAGACUGAUGUCUGAGACAGGGAAGCAAGCGGCGAUGCAGGCUGUUAACUCCUUGGUUGCUGGCGGUGGGACAAACAUUGCAGAGGGGCUCAAGAUUGGUGCUAGAGUGAUUGAGGAUAGACGGUGGAAGAACCCGGUUUCCGGGAUGAUGCUAUUGUCUGAUGGACAGGACAACUUUACUUUUUCUCAUACUGGGGUCCGUCUGAGAACAGAUUACGAGUCUUUGCUUCCCGGUUCUUGCCGUAUUCCAAUUCAUACCUUUGGGUUUGGCUCAGAUCACGAUGCUGAGCUAAUGCACACGAUUUCAGCAGUCUCUAGUGGCACGUUUUCGUUCAUCGAAACAGAGACUGUGAUUCAGGAUGCUUUUGCGCAAUGCAUUGGAGGGCUUCUCAGUGUUGUGAUUCUUGAACAAGUUGUCGAAAUCGAAUGCAUACAUGGGCAGGGCCUGAAAAUAUCCUCUAUAAAAGCAGGAAGCUACAGAAGCCGUAUAGCAUCUGAUGCAAGAACCGCCACAAUCGAUGUUGGAGACAUGUACGCAGAAGAAGAAAGGGACUUCCUUGUGAUUCUUGAAAUUCCGUGCUGCGACAAUGUGUCUGCUGAAUCUGAAUCCUUGUCGUUGCUCAAGGUUAGAUGCGUCUACAAAGAUCCUGUGACGAAAGAGAGAGUCCGUGUGGAAUCUGGAGAACUAAGCAUCCAAAGGCCAAUGAAGCUUACAGGAGAAGAAGUGGUAUCCAUAGAGGUUGACAGGCAAUUAAACAGGUUCCUUGUUUCAGAAGCUAUGUCAGAGGCUAGGGUUUUAGCGGAUGGAGGUGACCUGAGCGCGGCAGUUGGGAUUCUUAGAAACCGUGAGAGGGAAUUGUCGGAGUCACCGUCUGCUCGAUCCAGUGACAGGCUUUGUCAAUCACUGUCCUCCGAGUUGAGUGCGUUGCAAGAAAGGAUGACGAGCAGGAGGAUGUACCGAACGUCAGGGCGAGCUUACGCCUUCUCGAGCAUGAGUUCGCAUUCGGCUCAAAGAGCAACGGCUCGUGGAGACUCGACCCAGGGUUUUAGCUCGGUGCAGGCUUAUCAGACGUCUCCAAUGGCUCGUAUGGUGACUCGGUCUCAGCAACUGGUGCUCGAAAGCCCUACUAAACCGUCCCCUGCUCGUGGAGACCAAAGCUGAAGAGAGAAAUUGACAGAAAGAAUAAUAAAAUGGGUUAUUGUGAUUGCUGGUUUGGUUUUAUUUUGGUUUGGUGAGUGUGAAGAGAGAAAUUGAGUUGGUUCAGUCUGAAACGGGGACAUGGUUUCUACUGGUUCUUCUUAAGCACAAUAUGGGUUAUUUCUGUUUAAGAUUUGUCGCUGUAAUUUGUAGCGUCUUAUUUGGUUUAAUUGCGGAUUUGUAUAAAUUUAUAAUGGAACA
Arabidopsis arenosa is the source of this 8210-nucleotide messenger RNA. The record is from the annotation of a GenBank genome assembly. Lineage: Eukaryota; Viridiplantae; Streptophyta; Magnoliopsida; Brassicales; Brassicaceae.